UAUGACCUUUGACACAAGUAACAAAAAUUGUUCGAAAUGUUUAAGACCGUGCAGGUCGUGGUAUUACUUAAUCUAGCUAAUUGUUUCUCACAAUGCAUUGCUACUCCUCCAAAAUCCGGACCUAAGUGGAGUAUAUAUGACCUUCUGGAUGAGUUGGGACUUAAAUCUUUCAGCGGGUUGUUGGAAACUACUGGAUUUAUGUACACGCUAUCUGCGAAUGCCUCAGGUCCUUUCACCGUAUACGCUCCGACCGAUGAAGCCUUUAAUAAUCUGCCGCCUUCGGUGAUGAAGAAGCUACAGAACGACGAUAAUUGGCGCCUGCUACACGACUUAACAUCGUACCACCUAACAAAGGGAAACCUAUCGUUUCUGAAAUGGUCCAAUAACAUGAUAACCCCGACACUUCUGGAUGGGACCUCCAUAAGACUGAACAUUUAUAACAACAACUCGGGGGAGCCUUCGAUAAUGUCGGUGUCUGGAGCCACUCUUAUAAAGGCAGACCAGCAGGCAACGAACGGGGUUGUUCAGGUCAUAGACAGAGUCCUCUAUAGCAUCCCCGAUGACACAAUUUCAAACUACAUUCAAGAGAACAGCAGGCUCAGGAAACUAGCUAUGUUGAUGCAGAUAGCAGGCUACCAUGACAGCCUUGACAAGCAAAACAUCACAUUAUUUGCGCCUUCCGAUGCCGUCUUCGAAGAAAUGGGAGCUAACUUUACAAAUCUCUUGACUAACGCAUCAACCAUUAAAGCUUUAUUCCGAAAUCACACAGUAAACAACACGUUUUACACCAACGGCCUUAGAAUUCUUGACGGCGGAUAUAUUACUAACUUACCUGGGACAAAGCUUCCAAUCAAGAUAAAUCAAGGUGUUUAUGUGAGCGGAGCUAAACUUGUUGAGGAGGAUGUCUCUUUGAAGAAUGGAGUUCUACAUAUAAUCAAUAAACUCUUAUAAAAGCAUAUUAAAUUGUUUUAUGAUGCGACUGCGUACACGUAAAUGCUUUAUUUCUUAUAUCCCUACAAAAUGAAUUCUUAACUCUGGUUGUUGUCAAUCG
Messenger RNA from Magallana angulata, 1051 nucleotides. Its product is annotated as transforming growth factor-beta-induced protein ig-h3-like. The record is from RefSeq and is a predicted model, not a curated record. The transcript has 6 exons. Gene Ontology annotation, biological process: cell adhesion; extracellular matrix organization. Bases 37 to 951 code for a protein of 304 amino acids. NCBI's taxonomy places the organism in Eukaryota, Metazoa, Mollusca, Bivalvia, Ostreida, Ostreidae. Gene Ontology annotation, molecular function: cell adhesion molecule binding. Gene Ontology annotation, cellular component: extracellular matrix.